AUGGGGAAGAAAUGGCUUCCGUUAUUAUUUUCUGGGCGUAUUUUUAUUUACAUAAAGUUAAAAAGUAAUAAAAUUCAGUUAUCUGCCACGUCUUUUCAUGAUAACCGCUUCUGUCUGUCUGUGUCCUUCUCUCUCUUUCUCUAUAUGUCUGUCUGUCUCUGUCGGUCUUUCUCUAUAUGUCUGUCUGUCUGUCUCUCUUUCUCUAUAUAUCUGUCUGUCUGUCUGUCUUUCUCUCUUUCUCUAUAUAUCUGUCUGUCUGUCUGUCUAUCUCUCUUUCUCUAUAUAUCUGUCUGUCUGUCUGUCUCUCUUUCAGUCUGUCUCCUUCUGUCUCUCUUUCAAUUAUUAUUUUCUUCUUUCAUUUUGCUUUUCUUUUGUUUUUAUUAUCACUUCUUUCUUUCUUUCUUUCUUUCUUUCUUUCCUUUCUUUCUUUUUUUAUUUCCAUUUUUUAUUUCAUUGUUUCUUUCUUUAUUUAUUCUCAAGGUUUUCCUUCUUUCUUCUUUCACUUUGCAUUUCUUGUUUGUCCUAUCCUUUUUUCUUUCCUUUCUUUCUUUCUUUCUUUCUUUAAUUGUAUAUUUUUCAUUCCUUUUGCUUUUAUUUCUCGUUUCUUUUCUUUGUCCUUUCUCUUCUUUCUUUCUUUCUUUCUUUCUUUCUUUCUUUCUUACCUUUCUUUAUUCUCAAGAUUUUCUUUUUUCCCUUUGCCUUUCUUUUCUUUGUACUUCCGAUUUUUACUUUCCUUUUUUUGCGUUCCUUUCUUUCUUUCUUUCAUAUUUCUUUUUUCUCCGUAUAUUUUACAUUCCAUUUGGUUUUCUUUCUUUCUCUUUUCUUUUCUUUGUCCUUCCUCUUCUUUCUCUCUUUCCUUUUCUUUUUCUUUCUUUAUUUCUUUAUCUAUUUAUUUCACAGCAGAAAUUCAUCGAUUUCCUUUUCUUUUUUUCGAAUUAUAUUUUCAAUCAACUAUUCUUUCUUUCUUAA
Acanthosepion pharaonis is the source of this 969-nucleotide messenger RNA. The record is from the annotation of a GenBank genome assembly. NCBI's taxonomy places the organism in Eukaryota, Metazoa, Mollusca, Cephalopoda, Sepiida, Sepiidae.